AUGGAUGACACAAAUUGGGGUAAACUGAAACUUCCCGAAUUGAAAUCUAAAUGUAAAGAGUUGGGAUUGUACGUCAGCGGAACGAAGAAAGUAUUAGUUGAACGAAUUCAAAAUUAUUACGCAUCAAACAACAAUUCUGCGAAUGGCGUUAAUAAUUCAAACACUGGCGUUUUACACGUUAUUCCUGAGAGUAAAAGUAGCAUUGACCUAUCAAUACAAAUUUCUCCGGAGGAUGUACCUCAGAACAAUGAGGUGAAAUCGACCCAAGGGAACCAGAAGGAAUUUAAUGAAAAUGAAUCAAACAAGCUGAUGACGUUGAACAUCAAUCCGGUGCCGCGCCUUGAUAGUGCCCUUAAUGGUUGCGUUCACGAAUCAAAGUUGGCGAUUCAUGAUGAUGAUGCGAAAAGGGUAUCCUCGCGACCACGACCUCUUCUCCUACACCCAACACAGGUGAAUGGGAAACUUAUUGACAAAGUUAUCGUCACUAAGAACAACACCGGGAUUUCACCGAAAAAAUCCUUACGGGAUAUCCCUACUAGUAUCGGAAUUCGGUCGAUAAAAUCAAAGCGAAAGAAGUUGAAUCUCAUUGUUCGAAGACCGGAAAUUACGAGCGAGAAGAUGCCAUCUCCUGAAGGAAGAAGGUCAGGGGGAUUGAGUUAUCAUAGUCAAGAACCUUCAGGACCUGUGCUUUUCCCAAUGUCAUCUCAACCACGUAUAACAGAGACACAACAUCGUGAGAUGGUUGCUUUGAGGUUGUGUCUAGAAAGGACGGAUUCUCAAACCGUUUUAAAAGCGGAGAAGGUUUGUAGAUUCUGGCAGUAUGCUGCUCUGCACGCCUGGAGAGAACUUUGCAAACAGGACUUUCCGGGUGGCCUGCUUGAAAACGUGCUCCAACAAAAUCCAAAUCCAUCAACUUCCUUGAAAUUCUAUUAUAAAAGGCGUUUGGAAAUUAAAAAUCAUAACAUCACAUUAAUCUCCCGUAAUUGGAUCGGGCGACUUUAUGAGAACCUCGGUCACACUCCGUUCAACCAACCAUCAUCUCUUGAGAAGUCCAACAUUUACGGAAUUGACAGGAACCUUUACUCAAGUAACGAUCAUCCCUAUCAAUUUUUCGUGACAUUGAGAUUCUGGAUCGCGAGAUUUUACUAUUAUACUCAAUGCGGUGGAUAUGAAGGAUUACUUGAAAACAUGCCAAAUAUUGAACGGGUUGUACCAUACAUCGAUGGAGUUUGGAAAGUAAAACUGGAUAAUAGUGAGGACGAAUUUGUGAUUCUAGGCGACACCGGCGAAGUCAUUGGACACGAGAAUAUUGGGAAUAAUGGUGACCCUCGUCGAGAACAAAAAGAGGAGAAGCAAAAGGACGGUUGGGCUAUUGCUUGUGAGAUUCGGAAUGAGAUUAUAAUAAAUGAAAACGAAAGAAUAAAAGACUCCAUGAGAGCGGAUUGGGCAUCCUACAUUUCCCUUCAACUCCAUGGCCAAGACGUCGCCAACAAUUCUGCCAAUAUUACUGCUGCCAUGGACACAUUACCAUCAAUAAUUGAUAAUUUACCAGCCUCAUUAAUUGGCAAGGUGAUAACCGAGAAUCCCAACUACCCACACUCAAUUCAUAAACAUAUUACUCCCGAAAAUGAUCCGAUAAAAUAUACAUACGCCGCAAGGUAUGUGCUAUCAAAUGUUGAGCCAUUCACCAUCUCAGGAACUCCAGAGACGGUGCCACAUCCGAAAGUAGCCAAAUUAUUGGCAUUUAAACACUCGUUGGCAGAAUGCGUCGAAGAAAUCCGAUUUCGAGAAACAAUAUGGAAGAAAAUCAGAACCACGAUCUUUGGAGAGACUAUGCGCGAGGUGGUUCUAAGUGAGAGUGUCUGUUUUGUGCAGACUACAUCUAGAGGGGUGUUCGUGUUAAAGGAUACCGGACAGGUAAUCGGAACCGAGGAUGACGGCAUUAAUUACAUGUGGCAAAUGAUACUAGGAUGUGGGUUUCAUGGUGAGAGAAUCGAUGAUCCUCGAGAAGAUAUGGUGAAACAAUAUUUCCCGGAAAUUCAGAAGUAG
Acaulospora colombiana is the source of this 2049-nucleotide messenger RNA. The record is from the annotation of a GenBank genome assembly. Lineage: Eukaryota; Fungi; Glomeromycota; Glomeromycetes; Diversisporales; Acaulosporaceae.